Ostrea edulis (European flat oyster) is the source of this 1144-nucleotide messenger RNA. RefSeq lists its product as uncharacterized. The coding region runs from base 1 to 885 and encodes 294 amino acids. The record is from RefSeq and is a predicted model, not a curated record. NCBI's taxonomy places the organism in Eukaryota, Metazoa, Mollusca, Bivalvia, Ostreida, Ostreidae. The transcript is spliced from 3 exons.
AUGUCCGACGCAUCUCCCUGUGGCUGGAACACAGUUAAAAAUUACAUUUCCAACCCUCUUGCAGAUGAUGAAAAGCGCAUUAAGAAGGCUGAAAAUAAGGUUCUUGGAGAGAAAAAACAAAACGAAAAGCAAAAGUCUAGAAAUAAUUCAUCUAAAGGUGUUUGUGGCUUUGCUUCAUUCAAUUUUCCUUUUCCAAGGAAGCCAUUUGGUGAACCAUCACCCUUUCAGACAUCAGAAAUGUGGCAGAAACUACAUAUUGGUCGUUUAACCAGUUCCAUAUUUGGUGAUGUAUUGAAAGCUGGACCCAAUCCAAAGUCUUUGAUCAAGCAAAUUGUGGAGGGGUCUAGUCUUCAGAAGUAUGCAUCUCUGCCACCAGCUGUUCAGUGGGGACAACAAAAUGAGGCAAAGGCAAGCUCAGAGUAUGUCAAUCUGAAGACUGCCACAAAAAACAAUUUUAAAGUUGAGGAUACAGGUCUCACUUUGUGCACAGAUAACUCAUUUUUGGGUGCCUCCAGUGACGGGAGAGUUUUUGAUGGUGACAGCAUAGGUGUACUAGAGAUUAAGUGUCCAUACUCCAUCAAGGGAACUCAAGUAACAACAAUGGAAGUGAGUGAGAUUGUUGCAAUGGGAUGUCCAACUGUUUGUUUAGAAUAUAGUAUGGAAGGACCACGUCUCAAAAAUAGCCACAAGUUUUAUGCUCAAGUUCAGGGAGAAAUGGCAAUUAUGCGAUUACCAUGGUGUGACUUUGUAGUAUGGACAGAGGCUGCUCAGAACAAUAUUUGUAUUGACAGAAUAUAUUUUGAUUCAGAGUUUGUGUCCCCUAUGAUGCCUAGACUUAUUGAAUUUUAUAUGCAUCACAUUAUCCAGUUACAGAGCUCCAGAUAAUUUCUAUUAUUUAUCUACUUUUAAGAUUUUUAAUCUGUUCAAAUUCUGUUUUCCUGAGAUAUAGUCAUAAGAGCAAUGCCACUUUGAAUUUUAUUCUCCUAAUGGAUAGCAGUAAUUCUUUUCCCAAUUCAGAAUUUGAUAAACUUCAUAAUGCAUAUUUCUGCAAAGAAUCCUCAUCCUUAAAUAUCUGAAGCUCUGAAGUUACAUUUACAAUGUAUCAUUUGAACUUAUUGCUUUAUAAAAGAAAAGUCUGACAAUA